Messenger RNA from Laccaria bicolor S238N-H82, 1341 nucleotides. RefSeq lists its product as uncharacterized. The record is from RefSeq and is a predicted model, not a curated record. The transcript is spliced from 3 exons. Bases 1 to 1341 code for a protein of 446 amino acids. Lineage: Eukaryota; Fungi; Basidiomycota; Agaricomycetes; Agaricales; Hydnangiaceae.
AUGUCCACGGUCCUUCCCGAUGUCAUGGCUGUCCGCGACGCCAUUGCGAAGCAGCAGCCAUUCUGCACCGGUACCUACCCGUUGAGUGAGGAUGCUAGGCAUCUAUUUUUCCUCAAUAGCAAUGGAACGAGGGCACACUAUGUAGAUCUUGUAAACGCGACCGAUACCAGCCUCCAGACCCUGCUAUUGGCUUGCGAACCAGCACCUUUUGGGGUUGAUAACAAAGACAUUUUGGACGAUACGGACCGUAAAGCUUGGAAGAUGGAUAAAGACAACUUCUCAACCCGCCUGGAUGUCGUUCAUACUCGAAUUUUGGACCGCAUCUGCAUGAAGCUCAUGCGGGGAAACGUGGAGAGGAAGAUAAGAUCAGAACUGGACAAGUUAAACAUUUACGGUCCUGGAUCUUUCUUCAAGGCCCACAAGGACACACCUCGUAGUGAAAAUAUGUUUGGCUCCCUGGUGGUUGUUUUCCCUACUCGACACGAAGGUGGAGCCCUUCAACUUCGUCACAAAGAAGAAGAAUGGACCUUCGACUCCGCGGCCAUAACUUCAGCACAAGAAUCCCCUUCGAUCGCCUAUAUUGCAUUUCACAGCGACGUCGAGCACGAAGUCUCCAUGGUCAGGUCGGGUUUCCGUGUAACUCUAACCUACAACCUCUACAUCGACGACGAUUCGUCUAAUCCUUCUCUUUUGUGCUUGAGGGCUAAUGAAAUGGCUCUUCGGACGUCUCUAUCCUCCUUUCUUCGAGAUCGCAAUUUAUUACCAGAGGGCGGAUAUCUUGGAUUCGGUCUGGAAUUUCAGUAUCCACUCGCCCAUGGGGGAACUAAACUUGACGACCUGAUCAAUUCCCUUAAAGGUGGCGACGCAAUGAUCAAGCGAGUCUUGGAUCACCUCGAUCUCGACCCACAGCUGAAAGUCAUUUACGAUGGUACGAUGUAUGGAUUGGAGGAAAACCCGGGUGAGAAUCAAGAUUCGCAGGAUAACAAGAAUCGGCCAAGCCAUCGCUACUCAAGUGAAGUAGUUCAAAUCAUGUUGGAUGACAUAGAUCGCUUCCCAGACUACGAACUCCAAAGUAGCCUCGUGGAAGCGUUAUCCUUGAGAACCGUGGGCGGGGUAGUGGUUUGUGAUGCGGACAAGGCAGGUGUAUUUUGGGAUGAGCGCGGGAGGCGCAUCCAAGUGGGGAAGGUAUUGUGGAUAACGCGGCGCACAAGGUUCUCCCGCGUCAAAUCCGCUUUCAUCGAAGUAAAUCAUGCGUCACUCGGCUUCACUUACGGGAGUCUCUGCCUCCUGGUACCAGUUUCCGCUUCGGGGAAGAGAGUGAAGAACCGCAAAGAGAUUUAG